AUGGUCCAGCAAAUAGAUCUCUCAAAGCCUGCUAGGCUACAGGUUGACCCGGACCAGAUUCAAGACGACGACAAGCCCCCUCAGACUGGACAUACUUUUAACGUAUGGUACUUGCAAUGGGCUGGUGGUGAUCCUACUGCUAGAGACCAAACGAAGCUGAAAUUUCGUUUGGACGUAGAAAAGGAUAGUGGAUAUACUCGUGCUAAAGACGGAAGGAGUCUGAUUUGUCUCUUUUAUUCACGUGGAUGUUGUUACAGAGGCAAAGAUUGCCUCUAUUUGCAUAGGCCUCCCAAACCAGAAGAUGCUAGAAUUGCUACACAGGAUUGUUUCGGUAGAGACAAAACCGGUGACUAUCGAGAUGAUAUGAGUGGUGUAGGUUCGUUGUCCAGGGUGAAUAAAACCCUUUACGUUGGAGGUAUUAUCGCAACUGACAAAAUCCACGAGCAGGUCUCAAAGCAAUUUCUGGAGUAUGGUGCCAUAGACAAGUUGAAGGUUCUACCGGCAAAAAAAUGUGCGUUUGUGAGCUUUCGCCUGGAAGCUGAGGCUCAAUUUACGAAGGAGGCGAUGGAUAGACAAUCUUUGGGAGAAAAUGAUGUUCUCACUGUGAAGUGGGCCAACGAAGACAUGAACCCAGAAGCACAGAGGCUGGUUCAACAAGAAAUUGAGGCGCAGGCCAUUGAAACCGUCAAAAGACUUCUAGGGUCUGACGAUUCCCUUUCAAGGUCAACAAAGCGUCAUAAACCAAGUAAAAACGCCUCUCAAGAACAGGAAACUGUUGAUGAAUCUCAAAUCUUUGAUGACAUUCCCAGGGAAGAGGUGGCACAUGAUCAUUCUGAAAUUGAGCAUAUACCGAUCGAAACGUCUGAAAGCAGGGACGGGCUCAUUGGAAAAGCAAGAUUAAAAUUGCUCAAAGAAGCCGUGACUCGAUACAAAGAGGCUCAGAAAACAAAAGCAACGCCCUUUAAAAGUCUAGCGACGGAGUACACAAGCGACUAG
Molecule: messenger RNA, 996 nt
Organism: Australozyma saopauloensis
Lineage: Eukaryota; Fungi; Ascomycota; Pichiomycetes; Serinales; Metschnikowiaceae
Exons: 1
Coding region: 1-996 (331 amino acids)
Cellular component (GO): Prp19 complex; U2-type catalytic step 2 spliceosome; U2-type catalytic step 1 spliceosome
Molecular function (GO): pre-mRNA binding; U6 snRNA binding; metal ion binding
Source: RefSeq, a predicted model, not a curated record